UCCUGUCCAACUCAAGUCUCAUUCUUCAGUUUUGAACCAAAAAACAGAGAAACUUUCCAGGCUACCAAGGACAAAGGAGGAAGAAACACCCAAAGCCCAAAAAAGGCCAAAUCCAGAAUAUGGGUUUUACUUCUUUUUCAACUGUUUUCUCCUUCUUCACCUUCCUCCUUUUCAUCACAACCGCAUCUGCAGAAACUGACUCUACCACCCUUUCAAUUCUUCUGAGCAUCAAAGUCUCGUUAGACCCAUCAGACCAUAUUCUCUCCUCUUGGUCUCCCAAUGCCACUGACCCCUGCAAUGGUUCAUUUGUAGGCAUUGCCUGCAAUGGAAAUGGCCAAGUGCUUAACAUUUCUCUCCAGGGUAAAGGGCUAACUGGAAAAAUCCCACCUGAGAUUGGUCAGCUGAAAAGCUUAUCUGGGUUGUAUCUGCAUUUUAAUCAGCUUCACGGAGGUGUGCCUAAAGAGAUAGCUAACUUGACUGAGCUCUCUGACUUGUACCUAAAUGUCAAUUAUCUUACUGGUGAAAUACCUCCUGAGCUGGGAAAUAUGCCUAGUCUUCAAGUAAUGCAACUCUGUUACAACAAGUUGACUGGAAGCAUUCCCACUCAGCUUGGAUUUUUAAAGAAGCUCAACGUACUUGCUCUGCAAUACAAUCAGUUGAGUGGAGCGAUUCCGGCAAGUCUUGGGGACUUAGUGAAUUUGACGAGGAUGGAUUUAAGCUUCAAUGGCCUUUUCGGUUCCAUUCCUGUCAAAUUCGCUAAUUCCCCAAAUUUGGAAUUUCUAGACAUCAGAAAUAAUACUUUAUCUGGAAAUGUACCAAUAGCCUUGAAGAGACUGAAUGAAGGAUUCCAGUUUGCAAAUAACCCAGGCCUAUGUGGAAUUGGGUUUUCUACCUUGAAUGUCUGCACUGAUUCUGGAAUAAACCCAAAUAAACCUGAACCAUUUGGUCCUGGUUCAAGUCGUCUUCCUUCUAAAGCUAUACCUGAGUCGGCAAACGUCCAGCGAAACAGCUUGAAUCAAUCUAGAAGACCUCAAACAGCUAUUAUUGUUGGACUUAUUGGACUAUUUGCAGUUGUGGCUGUAAUAGGAGUUUUUACGUUCUUUUGGUACCGUCGCCAGAAGCAGAAGAUUGGGAGUACUUAUGAUGCAUCAGAUAGUCGACUCAGCACUGACCAGGUCAAGGAGGUGUGCAGAAGAAGCGCUUCUCCUCUGAUCAGUCUGGAAUACUCCCAUGGCUGGGAUCCAUUGGCUAGACGCCAAAUUGGUCAUGGCUUCUCACAGGAAGAAUUUGACAGCUUCAUGUUCAAUCUGGAUGAAGUGGAGUCUGCAACACAAUACUUCUCAGACACAAAUCUGUUGGGCAAGAGUAGUUUCUCAGCUACCUACAAAGGGAUAUUGAGGGAUGGGUCCAUUGUAGCUAUAAAGUGCAUUUCCAAAACUAGCUGCAAGUCUGAUGAAUCUGAAUUUUUGAAAGGAUUAAAUUUAUUAACCUCAUUGAAACAUGAAAAUGUCCUGAGAUUAAGAGGCUUCUGUUGUUCAAAAGGCAGGGGAGAGUGCUUUCUCAUAUAUGACUUUGUCCCUAAUGGAAACUUGUUGCAAUACCUUGACACAAAGGGUGGCAAAGUCAAGGUUCUUGAAUGGUCUACCAGAACGUCGAUCAUCAAAGGCAUUGCUAGAGGUAUUGAGUAUUUGCAUGGGAAUCAGGGAAAGAAACCUGCUCUUGUCCACAGAAAUAUAUCAGCUGAAAAGGUGCUCAUUGAUCAACAUUACCACCCAAUGCUCUCAGAUUGUGGACUGCACAAACUAUUGGCUGAUGACAUCGUGUAUUCAACCCUUAAGGGCAGUGCUGCAAUGGGAUAUUUGGCUCCUGAAUACACCACUACAGGUCGUUGCACCGAGAAGAGUGACAUAUAUGCGUUUGGCAUGAUUAUAUUCCAGAUCCUCUCUGGGAAAUGUAAAAUCAGCCAGUUGAAUCGUCAAGGGGCUGAGUUGGGAAGGACUGAAGACUUCGUAGAUACAAAUCUUGAAGGGGACUUCAGAGAAUCAGAGGCAGUUAAGCUUGGAAAAAUUGCUCUGCUUUGCACCCAUGAAGCUCUUAAUCAUCGGCCUACCAUCGAAACUGUGAUGCAACAAUUGAAUGAACUAAUCUGCAGUUUCUGAUCAUCAUAUGCAAUGGUUACCCAAGUAUGACCAUUUCAAGAUGGUUCACUAACUUCUGACUUAUGAUGAGUAGGCAGCUUAUUUUAGUAUGCUUUGUCUUCCAAAGAACAGUUUUGAAAUGCAAAGCCUGCUUUAGAUUAGAUUGUAACAUGUAGGAGCAUUCAGGACGUAGAUAGCAUGGGAAGGUAUUCCCUGGGUUGUCACAUUAUGUAAUUUAGGCUGUGUCUUGGCGGGCUUUGUGUAAUUGGCAAUGAUCCAUGGUCAGCAUGACCUAAAAUUUGUAUGGUAUUCCCAAUUGCCCUGUUUAUUUGUAGAAGUCAUUGUAUGAAGCCUAGUGCAAUCAAAACCAUGUAGUUGAUUAA
Messenger RNA from Coffea eugenioides, 2521 nucleotides. RefSeq names its product LRR receptor-like serine/threonine-protein kinase GSO2. Bases 120 to 2159 code for a protein of 679 amino acids. The record is from RefSeq and is a predicted model, not a curated record. The transcript is spliced from 4 exons. Gene Ontology annotation, cellular component: membrane. Gene Ontology annotation, biological process: protein phosphorylation. Lineage: Eukaryota; Viridiplantae; Streptophyta; Magnoliopsida; Gentianales; Rubiaceae. Gene Ontology annotation, molecular function: ATP binding; protein binding; protein kinase activity.